AUGAGUUUCCCAUACAGUUCUUUGUACCCAUAUGUCGCCCAGACAUACCAGGUGUACCCCUUCGCCCAGCCGGCGGCUCAAACUUCUGCGGCCCAAGUAGCUCAAGCGGCACAAGCGGCACAAGCGGCUCAAGCGGCACAAGCAGCUCAAGCGGCACAAGCGGCUCAAGCGGCACAAGCGGCUCAGGCGGCACAAGCAGCUCAGGCGGCUCAGGCAGCUCAGGCGGCUCAGGCAGCUCAGGCGGCUCAGUUUCAGCCAGUUCAAAGCCACCAGGACUCGCAGCGGUUGGUUGUGUCCGGGUGCAAGCACCCCACAGUGGCCCCCAUCGUUCGCGGAUACUUCACCUUGCAGAAUGGUGAGAACCAUGGCAAGCCAAUUUUCAAGAAGGAGUCUCAAUGGAAUGGGCUGGAUGUCAUGAUAUAUUUUUGGGAUGAUCGGGAUGGACCGAGUUUUUGUGGCUGGUGGUUUGGACCCAAAGUUGGUGGGGACCAGGUUUGGGCAUAUCACCCAGCCAACGAGCCUCAGCCACCACCGAGUGGCUGGAAAGUGCCAUAUGACGGGCCCGUGGACAACACCUUCAUCCUCCAAGCGACAUCACCCGAAGUCUCGCAAGUCUCGCACGCGACUCACGCGACUCACGCAUCGGUGGCCUACGCACAUGCAACGCACGCGCCUCAAACCGCAGCUCAAUGGCCAAAUGAGGCCGUGAGAGCUUACGAAAUGCAGCAGGAGGCACUUCGUAAGGAGGAGAGGCAGCAAGAGGCUCAGAGACAGUGGCAACAGCAGGAGGCAGAGCGAGCUGCUCAAGCGGCCCAAGCGGCCCAAGCGGCCCAGGCCCAAGCUCAAGCAGCGGCCCAAGCCCAAGCCCAAGCGACCAAAGCGAAGGAAGAACAGAUGAAGCGCCUGAAAGAUAUGGAGGAGAAGCGUCGCCAGGAGCAGAGAGCGGUUCUCAGCCUCCGGCGCACCAUCCAGAAAGUUCGCCUGGCAACGCCCGCUAACAUCGAUACAUUGGAGAAGGAGCUCCAAGAUUUGCUGAUGGAGGAGCUGGCGAAGACGGGGGGCCAGGAGAAGGCGAUUUUGGCGGAGGCGGGCGCCGGCUUGGACCAGGCGAAGCGGCGCAUCGCCUCCGUGCUCGAGGCCAAGGAAGCAGAAACACGGAAGCUCCAAAUGCAGCAGGAGAGGGCGGCGGAGUUCGGGGAGGAGCUGCGGGCGCUGGUGGCCGCCGCGGAGGCGGCCUUCCGGGCCCUGGAUGCCGCCGCCGCCCGCGCCGGCCUAGGAAGAGCAAAAGCGAAAGCCGAAGGAGGGAAAGAAGGAGGAGCCGAAGGAGCCGAAGGAGGGAGAGGAGAAGAGAAGAUGGGCGACGAAGGAGAAAAAGGAGAAGCCGAAGAAGGAGCUCAUGGAAACGAAGGAGAAGGAGAAGAGAAGGAAGGAAGUGAAAAGAACAUGGCUUCCUUGCAGGAGGCGGAGGAGCUGGCAGAGGCCAUUGCCAAAGCAGCCUUGGAGGCCAAGACCUCUUCCGCCGCUUGCACCGCGUUCCUGAACCGCACCGCCGACAUCAAGGAGGCCAUGAGCAUUGUGGCCAAGCCGGGCCCAAUCCCCACCGGAGUCCCCGGCGCUGAGACGGAGAUGGCAAGCCUCAUCCCCCAGCUGCUGCAGCGGCUGAGCAGCUUCGCCUCUUCGCGGAUGGACGCUUGCAGCGACAGCUACGUGCAAGCUGGAAAUGCGUUGCGCGAGGAUGCGGUCCGGCGCGAGAAGUCUCGGAGGACCACGGAGGACUUGAAGUUGCACUUCAAAAAGUUUGACAAAGAUGGAGACCAGCUUCUUUCCCGCAGUGAGCUGGCUGCAGCAGUGAAGAGUGAGAUGCGGACAGCCAAUGAAGAGAUCGUCGAAAGAGUCUGGAAAGGAGCUGUGAAUGAGGGGGAGAAGGGCCUUCCGUUUGAAAACAUGUACUUGCUUCGCAGUUCCAUGGGCAUUGUCCGCGAGAUGGAGAGGAACAAAAAGCGCAAAGCCGCCCGAGAGGCAAGAGACAAAGUGCUUGCUGGUGUGCGCACCAAGCUGAAGAACAAGAUCAAGGAAGUGGAGAAGUCAGCUUUGGAAUUAGACAAGAUGUUGGCAAAGAUUGAAGCAACGGUUGCACCGUUAUUGACGAAAGUGCGCUCGACACCAGUGGAUGACAUGCUUUGUGAAGCUGAUGCGUGCGAGGCACUGAUCAGCACGGGGCAUCGCCAAUCUGAGGCCUUCUCCAAAAAAGUGCUGCAGCUUACGUCUUUGGAUCCGAAGCAUCAGGAGCUGGAGCCGCUGAUCGCCGAGGACACCAAGCCGCUGCGGAUGCGCGCGGGGCGCUCCAAGCAGCGCCUCAGCCGCGCUGUGAACUUGACGAGGACCUUCCGCCAGAAGGCGACCAAAAAGCAAGCCUCCGCCAUCGAGGCCGUGCGCGUCGCCUUCGCCCGGAAAGUCAAAAAUGCCGAAGCCGACCGCGCGCACAAGGAGAAGCUCUUUGAGGAGUUGGUAGGCGGCGAAGGCGGCGAAGGCGGCGAAGGCGGCGAAGGCGGCGAAGGCCACAUGGAUGAGGACACCUUCGUCACCUUUCUCUCCGAGGGCAUGGACGCGGAUGCCUUCGCCGACCUGGGCGGGCCUGAGGCGGCUGCGCGUGCUUUGUUCCAGAGCGCCUGUGAGUCAGAGAUGCCGCAGAAGGUGUGGGCACGCUUGGCCAAGGAGUUUGUAGCUGUGGCCGUGGAGACGUCACUUACGCGAGAGGAGUCCGCCACGGAGACACUGCGACUGCUGAAGCCCAAAGACAUCUUAGAGCUGCUUGAGGUGACGGAGAAUGGAGAGGCAAGGCAUGUAGCGGAAAACCGAGAGGCGGAAAAAGAACAAGAGAAGGAGCAGGCUGGGAUGGAAGAGAGGGAAGAGAAGGAGGAGAAGGAGGAGAAGGAGGAGCAGGAAAAGGAAGCUGUGGAAAUGGAGGCCCCGAAGCACAAGGAAGUGAAGGGCUUGGAAAGCGUGAGCCGAGUCAAAUGCCGCACCGAGGAUGGCGUGGAGGGGUGGGUCACACUUUCACACCUGAGGCAGGGCGCGCACCUCUUCAAAGUCAUGGUCUCUUCGCGCCUGACUGACGCUUUCGAGAUGGCAGAGCCGCAGCAAGCAGAGCAGGCAGAGGGCACGCUGAGACCUGGAGACGUGGUCGAAGUGCUCGAAUGGCCAAAAGAGGCAGCAGGAUGUCGGCGAAUGUAUGUCAAAACAAGAGGUGGCCAGUGUGGUUGGAUCACCGAGAGCAAGGACGGCAAAAUCUUUGCAGAAGUCCUUUGA
This is a messenger RNA of Effrenium voratum, 3309 nucleotides long. NCBI's taxonomy places the organism in Eukaryota, Dinophyceae, Suessiales, Symbiodiniaceae. The record is from the annotation of a GenBank genome assembly.